This is a messenger RNA of Limulus polyphemus (Atlantic horseshoe crab), 1406 nucleotides long. RefSeq lists its product as uncharacterized. NCBI's taxonomy places the organism in Eukaryota, Metazoa, Arthropoda, Merostomata, Xiphosura, Limulidae. The transcript has 5 exons. The coding region runs from base 450 to 1013 and encodes 187 amino acids. The record is from RefSeq and is a predicted model, not a curated record.
CAUGUAAAACCGAUUGUUUGCUGUGUAAGGCCCCUUGUUGCAAAAACGUGGUCCGUCUUAAUUGGACGAUUGUGCGCUAACAAACAGCAUUAUUCGAUCAGACGAAAGUGCCCAAGUGUUGGCGGUGGAUGCUGUUGACUAGCUGUUUCCCCUAGUAUAACAGUUUAAUAUUAGAGACAGUUAUGCGCUGUGAAAAUUCUCUUGAGAAACAAACAAAAGACUCUGUUUGAAAAUAUAUAGUAGCUAGUAAUUUUACUUUAUAUUUAUAUAUUUACCUCAAUAUGUGCAUGCUCUUUACGUCCUACCGGCAACCUUUACAAAUUGACGUACGUGACUGAUUUUUGGGGUUUCGGAGGGCGUUCAAUAAGAAGUUUUGCUAUAAUUUCAACGAGGCAUCGUAAUUAGUGUAACUUGUAAGGUAGUCUUAUUCUUUUUACAAUAGAUAUAAAAUGUCUGAAAUUAAACCAGGACCUAAACGUGAAGGAACGCUGAAAGUGAUAAGUAAGGAAGACAGCACAGCAACUAACAAGAAUGAUCAAGUAUUAGCAGAUGGGAAUGGCACUGUGGAUGGUCCAGCAGCCAAGAAAACCAAGUUGGUGAAAGAUCACACAAUGGCAGAAACUGCUGCUGCAGGAAAACAAUUCUUAGGAAAAGAAGUUUUGGAAGAGUCAAGAUCACUAACCCGAGCUAUCCGUGACACUGCAAAGGUUACAAUUAAGAGACUGGAUACAAUGACCAUAACAGCUAAAGAAGGAGAGGCCUUGUUGAAAAAUUUAAGUCAUCCAAAGGAAAGCAGUAGUACAGGAAAACGAAAGACCAGAUCACAGACCCGUGGGGGUGAUCAGCAGUCACCAUCAUCUGAGAGUAAAAAACUCAAAAAAGAGACAACCAAACCAAAUGAAAAGGGCAAAUCUGAUAAAGAGGAUGAUGAGGAUAUACCGGAUAGCAAGGAAGGUGAAACUGAAACAAAGAAAAAAUUUGCUAAGUUACUCAAAAGGCAGCAAACUUGUUGACUUUGCUGAAACAGAACAUUGCAGUUAAAUUUAAUUGUAAACUUUGUAACUGCAAAAACAACAAAAUCUUCAUUGUAGUAGCAAACAUCAGAAGUGUUUUGGAAAUAAACAGUAGUUAUUUGUGUUUUUUAAUUAUAAGCAAGCAUAUGCUCAGAUUGCAAGCAUCAGAAGUGGUUUUGAAAUAAACAGUAGUUAUUUGUGUUUUUUAAUUAUAAGCAUGCAUAUGCUAAGAUUGCUUUUGUAUAUGUAUAUCUUUGGUUGGCACAGUUUUCAAAUUACAGUGCUACACAGAGGCAUAUAGGGAAUGUUGCCCACUGUUGUGGUACCUUCCACAUGUUUCUAUCAGUUUUUUUUUUGUAGAUUUUACUUCUUUUUUCAAGGUCAAAAUUUUAA